Molecule: messenger RNA, 2261 nt
Organism: Triticum dicoccoides
Lineage: Eukaryota; Viridiplantae; Streptophyta; Magnoliopsida; Poales; Poaceae
Product: UDP-glycosyltransferase 88A1-like
Exons: 1
Coding region: 91-1542 (483 amino acids)
Molecular function (GO): UDP-glucosyltransferase activity
Source: RefSeq, a predicted model, not a curated record
GUGGACAGGCCCUUCUACCUCGGCCGGCAAGAACUACGACGACGGCAGGCUUCGACCACUUCUUACGUGUUGCCCGAUAAAAGUGCUGCAAUGGCGAGCGCCAACGUCCUCCUCCUCCCGGAGUCCGGCUCGGGCCACCUCAUGUCGCUCAUCGAGGCCGGCAAGCGGCUGCUCGCCCACGGCGGAGACGGGCUCACCGUCACUGUGCUGAUCAUCCGGCCAGCCACGCCCGAGUCGGCCUCCCAGGUCGACUCGCACGUCAAGCGCGUCGCGGCAUCUGCCUGUGGGCUCGGCAUCCGGUUCCACCACCUCCCCGCCGUCGACCCGCCCACGGACUGCGCCGGCAACCUGCAGGAGUUCAAGUCCCGCUACAUGCAGCUGCACGCGCCCCACGUCAAGGCCGCCGUGUCGGACCUCGGCGCCGCGGCGCUCGUCAUAGACUUCUUCGCCACCGCCGUCAUCGACGUGGCGCACGAGCUCGCCGUGCCCACGUACGUCUACUUCACGUCCACGGCCGCGCUGCUCGCGCUCACUCUGCGCCUACCGGCGCUGGCCGUCGACUCCGACGCGUCCGACGACGGCACCGUGGACGUCCCCGGCAUGCCGCCGGUUCCCGCGGGGUCUGUUCCUGGGUUCCUGGGCGAUAAGAAGAGCCCUAACUACGCGUGGUUCGUGUACCACGGCCGUCGCUUCAUGGACGCCGACGGCAUCGUCAUUAACACGGUGGACGCGCUCGAGGCAGGACUCCUCGCCGCGAUAGCCGCAGGCCGGUGCGUGCCCGGACGACGCGCGCCGCCGCUGUACCCGAUCGGUCCGGUGAUCGACCACGCCGUCGAAGCGUCGAACGAGCCGUGCGUCCGGUGGCUCGACGCGCAGCCCCGGGCGUCGGUGGUGUUCCUUUGCUUCGGGAGCCUGGGAUGGUUCGAUAGAGCCAAGGCGCACGAGGUGGCCGCGGGGCUGGAGCGCAGCGGGCACCGCUUCCUGUGGACGCUGCGCGGCCCUCCGGCGGCCGGCUCGCGGCACCCGACGGACGCGAACCUGGACGAGCUCCUCCCGGAGGGGUUCCUGGAGCGGACGGAGGGUCGGGGCCUGGUGUGGCCGAGGCGCGCCCCGCAGAAGGAGAUACUGGCGCACGCCGCCGUGGGCUGCUUCGUGACGCACUGCGGGUGGAACUCGACGCUGGAGAGCAUGUGGCACGGCGUGCCGCUGGUGCCGUGGCCGCUGUACGCGGAGCAGCACCUGAACGCGUUCGAGCUCGCGUCCGUCGUGGGCGUGGCCGUGGCGAUGGAGGUGGACAGGGAGCGGGACAACUUCGUGGAGGCGGCGGAGCUUGAGCGGGCCGUGAGAUGCGUGAUGGGCGGCGGGUCGGGGGAGGAGGGUGCCAUGGCGAGGGAGAAGGCCAUGAAGAUGAAGGCCGCGUGCAGGCGGGCCGUGGAGGAGGGCGGCUCGUCCCACGCUGCGUUGCAGAGGCUGCGCCAUGCGAUUCGCAGCGGUGCAACGACGUGCAACGGCGCAGCGCCUCCCAAGGAGACGACGUCGUGAUCCGUCGCCGGCCGGGUUCCGGUUCCACUUCCACCGGUGGGCAUGCAGCUCCCCUUCUUUGAAUUUGCCUGCAGCUUUGGCUCUGGUUUGGUGAAGCCGUUCGAGUUCAUGGCGGAAGACCGUUGGAAUUCGUCAUUUCCAUAGGUUCCAUAAGAUUGCAAUGAUGACGGUAGAUCAAUCGAACCUUAUUGGAUCGAUUGUUUGCCCCCAAAUAGUAUAAAUUUCUUCAGGGUGGUCCGGGCACAUUGCAAUUUUUUUCCCAUAGAGGAAGAAGAUGGUGGCAGCGGGGAAGACACAUGUGACAGGUUGUCUCUCAAGUCUGAAGUUGCGCAGGAGCAGAACGGAACUUGCGCGAGCCAAAGGAACAGCUGGCAUGUUUCCAUGGGGUUGUUAGCAAAAGCAGCGGCAUAGGAAGUACGAGCCCAUUGUGAGCGGUUUGUCGUCAAGCCUGCCCGUGGAGACUGGAGACAUACAAAUUCAAGAUUAGGCUAGUCGGGAGUAACUUAGCUACUCCUUCUCUCCCAUAAUAUAAGAUGUUUUUCUGACACUACUUCCAUAAUAUAAGAUGUUUUUUGACACUACUUUAAAAAACGUCUUAUAUUAUGAGACGAAGGAAGUAGUAACAUAGCACAUUUUAAGAAUUUUUUUUUGCUUACGUGGCAUUUAGUUAAUGAGAUGUGGUAACAUAAUAUGUUAAUAUAACAUACCGCUUCUCGUAA